Messenger RNA from Dovyalis caffra, 783 nucleotides. The record is from the annotation of a GenBank genome assembly. NCBI's taxonomy places the organism in Eukaryota, Viridiplantae, Streptophyta, Magnoliopsida, Malpighiales, Salicaceae.
AUGGAUUCUUCAAAAGAUCGCGAGAACUUCGUUUAUGUCGCCAAGCUCGCCGAGCAAGCUGAACGCUACGACGAAAUGGUGGAUGCGAUGAAGAAAGUAGCAAAACUUGAUGUUGAACUAACGGUGGAGGAGAGAAACUUGCUCUCUGUGGGCUACAAAAAUGUGAUCGGUGCAAGAAGGGCAUCAUGGAGAAUCUUGUCAUCGAUUGAGCAAAAGGAGGAGUCGAAAGGGAAUGAGACAAAUGUGAAGAGGAUCAAAGAGUAUAGACAGAAGGUGGAGGCGGAGUUAACUGGCAUUUGCAAUGAUAUUAUGGCAGUGAUUGAUGAGCAUCUCAUUCCUUCAUCUACAGCUGGGGAAUCCACUGUGUUUUACCAUAAGAUGAAAGGUGAUUAUUACCGGUAUCUAGCAGAGUUCAAGAGCGGUAAUGAGAGGAAAGAGGCAGCUGAUCAGUCACUUAAGGCAUAUGAGACUGCUACAACAACUGCAGCAAGUGAUCUAUCUCCCACCCAUCCCAUUCGACUGGGUUUGGCGCUUAAUUUCUCUGUGUUCUAUUAUGAGAUUAUGAACUCUCCUGAACGGGCCUGCCAUCUUGCAAAGCAAGCAUUUGAUGAAGCUAUUUCAGAGCUGGAUACCCUGAGUGAAGAGUCUUACAAAGAUAGCACUUUGAUUAUGCAGCUGUUGAGGGACAACCUCACUUUGUGGACUUCUGAUAUUCCUGAGGAUGGAGCUGACGAGAAGAUGGAAACCUCUGCCAGAACUGGUGGGGGUGAAGAUGCUGAGUGA